This is a messenger RNA of Heterotrigona itama, 840 nucleotides long. The record is from the annotation of a GenBank genome assembly. NCBI's taxonomy places the organism in Eukaryota, Metazoa, Arthropoda, Insecta, Hymenoptera, Apidae.
AUGGCGGUACGUGUACAGUUCGAGAAUAACAACGAAGUAGGUGUAUUUUCCAAAUUAACAAAUUCCUAUUGCUUGGUAGCGAUCGGUGGUUCCGAGAAUUUUUACAGCGUAUUUGAGGCGGAAUUAUCUGAAACCAUACCUGUAGUUCACGCGUCCCUUGGAGGAUGCCGUAUAAUUGGCCGAUUAUGCGUUGGUAAGACUUGUAACUCUCGAAGUAACAAAAACGGACUGUUAGUCCCAAACACGACAACAGACAUAGAACUGCAGCAUGUACGAAAUUCUCUACCAGAUAAGGUUAAAGUACAAAGAAUCGAGGAAAGACUAUCUGCUCUGGGUAACGUUAUUUCCUGUAACGAUUAUGUUGCAUUAGUACAUCCAGAUCUUGAUAGAGCAAGUAUCAUAGAAACGGAAGAAAUUUUAGCUGAUACAUUAAACGUAGAAGUAUUUAGGCAAACUGUGGCUAGUAACGUUUUAGUAGGCUCUUAUUCUGUAUUAUCAAAUCAAGGUGGUUUAGUACAUCCAAAAACAUCCAUACAGGAUCAAGAUGAAUUGUCAUCUCUGUUACAAGUACCACUUGCUGCAGGUACAGUAAAUAGAGGCAGUGACGUUAUAGCUGCAGGGAUGGUUGUAAACGAUUGGGUUGGUUUUUGUGGUAUGGAUACAACUUCGACAGAACUUUCAGUUAUUGAAAGUGUUUUUAAACUUAACGACGCUUCUCCAGGUGCUAUCGCAUCAACUAUGCGUGCAUCGCUUAUAGAAAGGUAAUGUACAUUAAAUCUGAAUAUUACUUAGAUAUGAUAAUAUUAACUAAUGUUUUUUUCUUAUUUCAGUAUGUCUUAA